AUGCUUCGGAUAAUUGUGCUAGUGGUGGCCAUGCCGCUUCAUUGCCAGACAACAGACGUUGCGGCAAAUGUCACGGUGAUCGACGACAUUAGAAAUGCCUUCAGAGGCAUCACCAACAACUCCGAACUGGUUGAUCACAUAAUUCCGGAAAUGUACGCCGCCAGUAUGCGGAGUGCGAAUCCUUUGUUUGUCUUCAAAAUGCCCACCCAGUCGGAUGGUGGAGCUAAGUAUGAGCUUCUAACAAUGCAGCGAUCCGACUUUGCAGAACCAAUCUUUCCCAAUGUCACCGAAUCUGGACCAGUUGCUCCAGAGACGAGUGUCAAGACCAGCCUGGUGCCCACGCCACAGAUCCAGUGGCAGCAACUCGGCUUGGACGGAUGGGUGGGGGAGCUGAAGCCGCCGGCUCCUUGGCUGGAGGAGAGCCACAAGGACACUUACUCCGGCAUCAGCUGGCAGAACUCGUAUCCCCGCGACGAGAUACUCCUGGACCUUAAGAAUCAGCACUUUGAUGGCCGGGUCACGGAUAUUCGGGUCCUGACCAGUACGACGGGCAAGCCGGCGGAGAUGGAGGACCUCAGAAAUGGCCAGAACGUGUAUAUAGCCCGGGUGAACGACCCCUUUGGCUACUCCAUGAAGUGGAGCUUCAGCAACGCCACCAAGAACGGAACAAAGCCUCAGGUGGAAGGCGAUCGUGGCAAGAGGGAUGUGGCCAGACUCUACUCGAUGAUCAAGUGCUCCACGGGCUGUGAUCCGCUCAUCUACAAGGGAUACGGCUGCUAUUGCGGAUUCGGAGGACAUGGGGUGCCCGCCGAUGGCAUUGACCGUUGCUGCCGCCUUCACGACAAGUGCUACGGUGAGAGCAACUGCAUCUCGUACCUGGAGUACUUUGUGCCCUACAUCUGGAAGUGCUAUCGGGGGAAGCCGUUGUGCGCCGUGGACCAUGGCGAGUUCGGAGGUCCCGACUCCUGCGCAGCACGACUCUGCCAGUGCGACCUGCGUCUCUCCAGAUGCCUGAAGAAGUACUACUGCCCCCGCAGAAGAUCCAUAUGCCACUCCUCCAGAUCUCGCCGGCUACAAAAUCUCAUAUUCUUCGAUUGA
Messenger RNA from Drosophila bipectinata, 1098 nucleotides. RefSeq lists its product as uncharacterized. The record is from RefSeq and is a predicted model, not a curated record. NCBI's taxonomy places the organism in Eukaryota, Metazoa, Arthropoda, Insecta, Diptera, Drosophilidae. Gene Ontology annotation, biological process: arachidonate secretion; lipid catabolic process; phospholipid metabolic process. Gene Ontology annotation, molecular function: phospholipid binding; calcium ion binding.